Messenger RNA from Hylaeus anthracinus, 4455 nucleotides. RefSeq names its product WASH complex subunit 4 (gene SWIP). Bases 611 to 3871 code for a protein of 1086 amino acids. Gene Ontology annotation, cellular component: WASH complex; endosome. The transcript has a single exon. Gene Ontology annotation, biological process: endosome organization; endosomal transport. Lineage: Eukaryota; Metazoa; Arthropoda; Insecta; Hymenoptera; Colletidae. The record is from RefSeq and is a predicted model, not a curated record.
CGAUUAUACAUAACUCUAAUAUACAAAUUAAAUACAAAUUUUAAAAAUAUAAAUACAUAUUUUGUAUGUGAGUAUACUAAAAUUUUAGUUAUUUCGCCAAAAAUUUUCUUUCUACUGACAACCAGUUUUUUUUAUCGAGGACAUUUACAAGAAAGUGAGGUUUGAGAAACACUGAUUUAUUCUAUACCUUGCUAUAUACCAAUAUACUUUCCUCUUCUUUCUGAUAAAAGCACUUUCGUGGUGUUAAUAAAAGCUAUUGUAUUGUAUAUAAUAUAUAGUUGAGUUACAUCAAAUUAUGUACAAGCAGUUCAGUCAGUAAAUUAAUUUUUAUAUUUUCGAAGGAAUACAAAGGAAUGAAUGGAACAUUUCGUCUAGUAUCUCCUUUGAUUUGACUGUUGUGAACAUGUGGAAAACAACAGUGUGUAACAAUACUGAAGAGGUUGUUAGAAGUUCUAUUGAAAAGUACAAAACUCUAAUGGAAGUUAUGUAAAUUAUUAAAGAAUAUGACACUUAUUUAAAAACCAUAUUUCGAGUGUCUUUUUUUGCUGAUAGAAGCACCGUUUUGACAUAAAUAGGUUGAUUAGUACCUCAAGAGUGAACCGACGUCGCAAUGAUAGAAUCUUCGACAUGGAACUCAAAGAAAGACGAGACCAUAUACAAAGCAGCCGGUUCAAUACAUUUACGAAAAUAUGGACAGUUCCUUGAGAAAUUAUCAGAAAAAACCUGGAGGAAAGAUUCUACGUUUGAAUAUUUUAUAGAAGGUCCCCUUCGACUUGUUUACAAACCUGUUGAAGAUGUUAGUCCUAUAUAUCUAAUAAAAAUUGAAAAUAAAUAUUUAUUAAAAGUACUUGCCGCUGUUGUUGGUAUGUGCAGAGAAAUUAAACUUCUUGAACUAGAAGCUAAAACUUUCUAUAAAAAGCUGUUUGCACAUGGAGAAAGAGACAUUGAGAAUAAUCAAAACAAUAUUACAUCUCUUCUUUCUGAUUUACAAGACCUAUUUGUUUAUGUGAAUAGAGUAUGGACUGUUGCACAUUUGACAACUGAACAAUUAUCAAGUUUAUCAGGUCAUUCUAACGAGGUUUAUUUGCCUGUAUUAAUAGAACACUACAUCGAUUUAUUUGUAAUUGUUCUAACAUUGGAUGAAAUUAUCGAAUCUCAACCAUCUCUGUUGGAACAAUGGAAGAAGUACAGAAUACAUGUGCGUUCUAUUAUGCAUAAUCCAUCUCAGUUUGGUAUAAUGGAAUCAAAACUCCAUACAUUCGAUAAAUUGUUAAAGGACUUACAAGAACAUUUAUUAAAGAAAGUCAUAUUUUCUAGAACCAUUGAACAUGUAAUGGAUAUAAAUAAAGGUCCCAUGAUGAAUGAGCAGAUUACUAGUUAUCUCAAAAAUAUAAUGUUAGAUGUAGAAAAUAAGUCCAACAACGUUAUAACUUCAAAUAAAAAUUGGAUCAGAGUAAACAUUGGUGUUGUUGUCGCAAUGAAAUUAUUCGGUACCUGCGAUAAAAGAUUACUUAAAAGAGUAAUUGAAAAUAAUAAAAAGUUUUAUGCUGUUACUUUAACUGGAAGCGUUAUAUGGAUACCCAGCAAAUUUUUGUGUGAGUUUCUGCAGAAAGAAGCUGGUAAUAGUGCUGUUACUCCCCAAAUAGGAGACAAGAUAUUGUGCUUAAGGAUACAGAAAUUAUCUCAGACUGUAAACAAUUUAAUUCAUAAAGCUGUGACAUGGUGCAUCGAAAUGCCACAUAUUCUGAUGAAAACACAUCUUCAAGUUUCAGAUAUUGGACAGAAACAAUCUUUACUUGUAGAUUUAGUUAUUUUGUUAUCACAAAUUAAAGAAACUAUAUCUUUUAUAAUGAAUAUGCAUGCUGCACUUAUUAAACCAAUGAAUCGCAACACUGUUCAGUUAAUCUGUAGGCUAAUAGAAGUACAAAAAUCUUUACAAAAUACAUUUUAUAUAUUAGGACCACUUAUAGUGCAAUCACAAAGUCAGGUGUUACAAUAUCUGAGUUACUACAUUUUAGUUGCAUUAGAAAAUGCACGGAAAGGUUUGAUACAAAAAGAUAAAGGUUACAGCAAAGAAAGAUUAGAUACAUUAUCGCUAAUAGGUUUGAGUAUGAAGAUGUUAAAUGGACCAGCAAGUGCAGAUAGAAGACUAAUAAUCAGAUGUGCUGUAGCAUGUGCUAGUCAAUUAACAGAUACAUUCAAAGAAGAAGAUAUGGUGAAAUUAAGAUUUUUGUUAGAUAACUAUGACACCAUUGCUGAAUUACAUAGUAUUGUUUCUGAAAUCUGUGAUUAUUCUAUAUUGCUGCAUCACCAAAAUAUAAUUCCAGCUUACUUCUCUUUUGUAACAGAUAGUAAUUUGAAUAUAAAUCACAUUGUUCAUCUGUUUAGUGCAUUUAACAGUACCAUUAGUGAACAAGAAGGAUUAGAUUUGAAGGAGAAAAGAAUUGUGCUAUUGAAAGAAAUGUUAACCAAAACCAUAUUGGAACCUGUUUGCCGUGAGAUUGAAACAGACUUGAGACUUCAUGUUCAUGCACAUUUAAAAUUGGAUUCUACUAAUCCAUUUACUAUUGGAGUAAAAGAUGGUGGAAGAGUAAUACAAUCUCUGCCAUUACCUCUAGCUAACAAUAUGAUAUAUGCAAAGAGAUUUAUUGAACAUUAUCUCGAUGAUAUGUUUUAUAAUCUUACUACAGUGAAACUACAUGACUGGAGAACAUACAGAAUGAUGCAUGCUCUUGCUCAUUAUAAACUGAAUCUUGAUACUGUACAAAAUCAUUUACCUACACAAACUUUGGAACAAGGCUUAGAUGCCUUAGAGAUUAUGAGAAACAUUCAUGUAUUUGUUUCAAAAUAUUUGUAUAAUCUAAACACGCAAACUUUUAUUGAACAUGUUAGCAAUAAUAAACAUUUGAAUACCAUUGGAAUUAGGCAUAUAGCAAAUUCAAUUAGGACACAUGGAACUGGUAUUAUGAGUACAACAGUUAAUUUCGUAUAUCAAUUUCUUCGUGUAAAGCUGCAUACAUUUUCGCAAUUCCUUUUUGAUGAGCAUAUAAAAUCAAGAUUAAUGCGAGAUAUAAGGUUUAUUAAAGCUCAAAGAGAAAAUGGUGCAACACCUUACACGUAUGAAAGGGCAGAAAAAUUUCAAAAAGGAAUUAGAAACUUGGGUAUGACAUCCGAUGAUUUAAGUUAUUUAGAUCAAUUUCGGCAAUUAAUAACUCAGAUUGGAAAUGCGUUAGGAUAUGUACGGUUAAUCAGAUCUGGUGGACUACAUGCGAGUUCGAAUGCCAUUUCGUUUUUGCCAAAUAUCGACUCGUCUGUAUCAUUUGAAUUGUUGUGCAAAAAUUUAAAUUACAGUGCAAUAACUCAAGCUGCAGCAAGAUGCUUGGAGGAUGAUAUUGCAAAUUUGGUGCGAAAUUUUACAGAGGGUAUACAAUAUUUCAAACUUCUCGUCGAUGUAUUUGCUUCUGCUUUUCGAGAUGCGGAAUCGCAUCAUUUGCAACAAUUUUAUGCUAUUGUACCUCCGUUAACAUUAAGCUUUGUUGAUAACUCGAUAUCAAAUAAAGAGAAAAUGUUUAAAAAGAACCAAAUAGGUGCAGCUUUUACCGAUGAUGGUUUUGCAAUGGGAAUUGCAUAUAUAAAUGCUCUGUUAGAUCAGUCAUCAGAACUAGAUGGUUUACAUUGGUUUAAAACAGUUGAACAACAUAUAAAUGCUGAAAAACAAGCUGCAGAAAGUAAAAGUGAUCACGGAGAUGAAAAAUUGCAACAAACAAGAGCAUUAACGCUAAAACGCUUAAAGGAAAGGAGUGCUGAAUUUCAGUUACUCUAUUACAGUUUGUCUGGGGCCAGAGUAUUUUUUAAACAAUCCGAUACAUAAUACUUUAAAAUGAGAAAUACUGUAAGUUUAAUAAAAUGCAUCAUUGGAUUGCUGAUCAAUCUUAAAUUUAAUUUUGUUUGAUAAUUUACACUAUUACGAUUUAAAGACCACGAAAUUGUACAUUAUACUAUACAAUUGUAUGUCUAAUAGAAACAGCUUUAAAACAUUUCAUAUAUUAUAAAUUUUAUUUUAUUUUCAUAAUCCUUUUGUAACUUUAUUAUACAUUACCACAAAGAAAAUAAAGAUAUAGGUUUGUAUGUUAAAGAAGGUCUGAUUUAUCAAAGGAUCACUAAAAACUGUGUAGUUUGUUUUUAUAUCAGUAUAUUUGAGCUUAGUAUUUCUUUAAUUUAUUUUUAUGCCUGUGGCACAUAUCACUGAAUUUGCAAACAGUAACUAUGCUCAUUUAUAUAAAUGUUUUCUAAACCAACAAUAUUACAAUGCUUGAUAUUUACUUUUAAAUAAGUAAUGGCUAGACGAACUGACUAGAAUUAAUUGCACUUACAACUAUAGCUAUAAAUAACUGAGUAUUUUAGAAAAUGUACUUAUACAUAUAACUCAUUACCGCAACGGGAAUAUAAAACGAA